This is a messenger RNA of Hirundo rustica (Barn swallow), 4216 nucleotides long. It is a transcript of the gene P2RY8, whose product is annotated as P2Y receptor family member 8. Gene Ontology annotation, cellular component: membrane. Gene Ontology annotation, molecular function: G protein-coupled purinergic nucleotide receptor activity; thrombin-activated receptor activity. The transcript is spliced from 3 exons. NCBI's taxonomy places the organism in Eukaryota, Metazoa, Chordata, Aves, Passeriformes, Hirundinidae. The record is from RefSeq and is a predicted model, not a curated record. Gene Ontology annotation, biological process: blood coagulation; positive regulation of Rho protein signal transduction; phospholipase C-activating G protein-coupled receptor signaling pathway. Bases 237 to 1310 code for a protein of 357 amino acids.
GAUGAGUAAAAACUUUCAGCUAUUUCUAUUUCUUCUGUGUCAUUUAAGAGGCUUUCAAGGUGCACUGUACCCCUCAGACCAGAUCUUACUCAUGGAGGAAAUCUGAUCUGCUGCAGCACGGAAACAUCAGCGGUGAAAUGGCGAGACAAAUUCCUUAGGGAGCUGCCUGUUUUCAAGCCAAGUGUUCAUGAUAUGAUCCAGCUGGCUUACAGGGAUCAACAACCCACUUAUGAAUAAUGGUUAAAAACGAAUCCCACCUGGAUGCUUUGACACUGGCAAUGCUGCAGAAUAAAGCAGUGUCCAUCACCCUCCCAACUGUGUAUACAGUGGUGGCUCUGGUCAGCAUCCCUGGCAACUUGUUCUCCCUUUGGGUGCUCUGUUGGCACAUCAAACCCAAAACACCUUCUGUUAUCUUCAUGAUCAACCUAAGCAUCACAGACCUUAUGCUGGCCAGCUGUUUCCCCUUCCAGAUUUCUUAUCACGUCCAAAGCAAUCACUGGAGAUUUGGCAAGACUCUUUGCAGCCUUGUGACAGUGAUGUUCUACUCCAACAUGUAUUCUUCUAUACUGACCAUGACCCUUAUCAGCGUGGAGAGGUAUGUGGGUGUGGUACACCCCAUGAAGUUGAUCAAGUGGAGAAGAAAAAGAUAUGCCUUGGCUGCCUGUCUAGCUAUGUGGAUUUCCUUGCUACUGGCCUUCUACCCACUAGAAACUACAGACCUGACCUACGAAGUGAAAGAAUUAGGGAUUAUAACCUGUUUUGAUGUCCUAAAAUGGGAUAUGCUGCCCACCUUUGCAGCUUGGGUAGCCUUUCUCCUCACUUUAUUUGUUCUGCUGUUCCUGAUCCCUUUUGUUGUAACAGUUGGAUGCUACAUCGGUAUCAUUAGGAAGCUAAUUCAGACAUCAAACAAAUAUGGUGAUAGGCAAAAAAAUAGAUCCAUAUACCUGGCAACAAUUGUCCUUCUGUCCUUCAUCACUUGCUUCGCACCCAAUAACUUUAUCCUACUUGCGCAUAUGAUCAGCCGCCUAUUCUACAGCAGCAGUUUGUACCCUGCGUACAAGCUCACCUUGUGCCUGAGUUGCUUCAACAACUGCAUAGAUCCCUUCAUUUAUUAUUUUGCAUCUAAAGAAUUUUACCAGAAAUUCAUGCAAUUGUUUCGCCCUAAGUUACUGCUCAGUGACAGCUUGGAAAACAGAAGGGAAAGUUUAUUCUCGGGCAGGACCAUGUCAGCCAGAUCAAUGUCAAAUGGACCGACGGAUGAGGUAGAGGGAGUAAAGGUCAAUUUGCAAAGGCAGGAAAGUGUUUUUUAGCUUUAGAUGUUCCCAGAAGAAAGACACCUGUGAAAUGCAUGAAUAGACACAGAAAACGAUUGCUUUUGAAUGGCCACACUCAAAAUACCUUGCUCCAGUAACAGAACUCAAGCUGUACUUAAAUUGAAUUUCAGCAUUUUUCUGCUCAGAAAUGGAAAUGCUAAAGGAACUGAAUUUAAUCAAGAAGACACUGAAGCAAAUCAAACAGUGUUAGCCUGGAAAUAGCCUUGCUGCAUAAGACCGAGGGAUAGGUUUAGAAUAGUUACUCUCAGGUUGUAUGACAGUUAACCAAAGACUUGUGAUUCUCAGUGAAUGUGAAAUAUUACUGUACAUAAAUUAGACCAUACACCAAAACUGGUUUGGGAGUAAGGGAGUUAUUUUUCUAUGCAAUGGACUAAGCUUUGUUUUUGUUUAUCUUUUUAAUUAUAUUUCUUUCUCUCUUGUAUUUUUUAUAAAAUAAAUAAUAAAAGUAGCACGGCAUUUUACCAUUAAUGCAUAAUGCACAGCCACUGUGAAAUCAUCACCACGUUCACCCAGCUGCUUAUCAGAGUCAAACCACUGUGACACUUGAAAAGGCUAGGUUGACUCGUAUUAUUUAUUUGAAUCUUAUACAGCAAAACAUCUCAUACAAUGAAAGAAAAGCUAACCACAUUUGCAAGUACUUCUUCAUUUCUUGAAAUUAUUAAUUUCUCAGGACUGUGGGGAGCAGUUUAUUCAAGGAAACAAACUUUCCCACAUUAACCUAUUGCAGUACCAAUGCUUCUUGUAUGUGGUUAGUAUCAAAUGGUCAUUUUCAUCAAUUCACUGUAGGCUAGCCAUAAAAGAACCACCCCCCUCAGCAGAAUUAAGCUUUACUUAGUGCUGGGGAGUGAGUUUUUCUUCCUUACAGAGAUGGUGUAGAUUACAAACCAGAUUUUCACCUGGAUAAAUGAAAGUUUAACCACAGACUAGAGUGAUUCUGUGCCAGCAGAAACCAGCUGAAAUCUCUUCCUGAUGGCCAGGUGUCAGAAACAGACUUCUUUCAGGCAGGUAAGAAGAAAGAAUAAAAGAAAGAGGAAAAUAGGGCUUGAGAAUGGGAGCUGUACCAAACAUCCUGAAAAUAAGUUAUGGCAGGUGGGUUGAGCAGUCCUGUGUUUGGAGCCCUUCUCUGAAAUGUCUUUCUACAGCUUCUUUGCAAAUUCCAUGCCAUGUUUAAUUCUUUUCACAUCUCAACAACUGCCUGUGUGCUUGGAAAGACAACUGCUACAGAACAUGUACUGAAGACAGAAGAAAAAAAUGUUUUUCCUGAACAGCUGUACAGUAUUUACAGCUUUUUAUCUACAUUUGACCCUCAUUCACAGAAGAGAGACAAAAACUACUUGAGAAAACCAGACAAGUCCCCCACACAAGCAAGAAAAAGCUACUCCAUAUCUUUUUGCUGUACUGCAACUCCAUCCGACACUGAGGAGGAAGCUGUCUGUAGCACUGUGGGUAGCUGUUCAGACAUCACUGAUGCCUGAGCUCCUGUGCCUAAGUAAUAGGCAACACCCAAGGCCUUUAAAAUUUGCCAUUUUUCUUUGGGUAUCUCAUGACUAAAAAUCAAUUUUCCACCACUAAUCACCAUAAAUUUCUUCACAGUGGAGUGUGGAAAACCACAAAACACAUAGUGAGAUAUUUCAAUGUCCUAUCUUCUCCUAAAGCAUUGUCAGUUUUUGGAGCAGAAUAAAUGUGAGUGGACCUAGCACUACUGUUUACAAGCCAUUCAAUGCUUUGUGGCAUUUAACAGUGCUAGUUUUAAUUUGCAAAUUUUCUGUGUACAAGGCCAACCUUAGUGAUACAUAACUUCUAAACCCUCCCAUCCAUUUGCCUGGAAGGUACCCUUCACUGUUUACUUUCACAUGAUUCCAGCUUUCUCACUAUCAAAGCUGUUUAAUUGUUUUCCACAUUUUGUUGUGGCAGAAAUUUUUUUGAAGUAUAUACUGAAAUCUCUCUCCUUUCUCUUUUUUUGUAACAUGGAAAUAAUUUUUACACAGAAAGCCUUUCCUUCUCCAACAUCUAAUGCAGACUUUGAAUGUGUUUUAUCUUGAACAUGGUCCUCAAGUGCAUAGUCCCUUCUAAAAUAUGCUGCAAAGUGCCUGAACUAUAACUGACACAAAAUAGAGCCAAAAGUGCAGAAACCUUGCCCUUUGGACAUCAACUGCUGUAUUUUGAAAAAUAGUGAGUUGCUCCUUUUUCAAUUGAGAAAAGAUGUUCAUAACUGACUGAAAAUAUUCUCUCCAGCCUCAUCCAGCUCUUCAUAACCCUUCAUUUCUCUUCUGAAAAUGUUUAAAUAGGAACAGGAAGGAUGCCUCAUUUAAGUACACUUCUAUUUCAUUAGCUAGCCUAUAAUUAGCUCAGAGGGAUUGUUCCUUGAGAAAGGAAUAUAAAAAUGAACCCAUCAACAGCAAUCCUUCAAGUUCAAUGGCAUAUACUUGAAGUCUUGGAGGGUUUCUAUUGAAGAGGAAGAGAAUAAAUUAUUAAUAAAAGAGGCCCAUCAUGCUGUUCAUUGAUCCUGGAAAUACAUCCUUCUGGAGCAUGAUAACAAUAAUGGCUUCUACCUUCCUUGAUCAGUGAGUUUAAGUUGACAUCCAUACACAUACAUACAUAUAAAUAUAUACAUAUAAAUAUACAUUGCAAUUUGUGAGGUUAUUGAGAAGUCCAUGUCCAUAUUACGUUCAGUUUGAGGAAUACAGCCCUGGGCAGCUUGCUUACUUGUAAGCAUUACUAUGUAGUUAAUGUAAUUUUACUGAAAAGACAGAAUGUAAAGACUUCUGUUCGUUUUUGGGGUUAGGAGGGGAGUUUGUGUUUGGUUUUGGUUUUUUAAUUACUGUAUAGAAAUGUAACCUAUGAAUAUGCUUGAACUUUUUUGUACAUACAAUGAUAAUAAU